AAAUUACAGUUUACUUUAUGGACAAAAACUAGGAGAGAAAAGAACUCUACUGAUGAUACUCUACGAAAGUCUUCUGUAUGAAGUCAUUGAAGUUGAAGAACCCUACACAAAAACUAGGACAAAAAACAACUCUACUAAUGAUUGUGAAAAGAAGAUGGACCUGGUUUGGACCCAAAUUGAGAAAAGAGUACCUUUACAUGAAGUCAUUGAAGGAAAAAUAGAGGUAUGAUGAAGAAGAUUGCAGAUGACGAAGGACUUACGCCAAAAAAAGGAAGAGAAUUGAAAGCAGAAGCACUGAAGAAGAAGUUUAAGAAUUAAAAGGCAAGAAUCAAGUGCAACCACACCCCUGUCCAAUAAAUCAUCACCUGUAAACCAUUCGACAACACCAAACAUAAAUGCAACAAAUUCGACCAACGCCACAAGUUCCAGCAACAAUUCAUCUACUGCCGGAGGCACCAACAACAACAACUCAACGUCAGCCUCGAACACGAACAACAGUUCCUCGGUGCAGGUCCAGGACGGAGGCGAUAACCAGACGAGUAGUACUACAAAUAAUGGAGACACCAAGGCGUCCAGCCAAGAUUUUGGAGUUGGUGGGAUGUAUGGACAACACAGUGAUGGAACAAUUAGCCGAACUCGAAGCUGCCUUUGCAAAAUCUCACUACCCAGAUAUAUAUUGCAGGGAGGAAUUAGCACGGACAACAAAAUUGAAUGAGGCCAGGAUACAGGUGUGGUUUCAAAAUCGUCGAGCAAAAUAUCGCAAACAAGAAAAGCAGCUUCAAAAGGCGCUGACUCCUUGCGGCAACUUGCUGUUAAACCAUCACCACCAGCAAAUCAAUAAUUCGAGCAUUAUCAAUAAUGCAAAUAGCAAUUUGCUGAGGAAUUCGGUUAAUAACAUAACUGCUAUGAGCAACUAUCAUAUGCGAGGAUAUCAGCCUUAUCACCAUGUGAUGAAUAACGUUAACCGAUAUCCCCAGAAUUGUGAUGUGUUUUCACUGAGUGGUGGUGCAUAUACGUCGCAGGCUUUUGGAGGCACGUCCGCCGCCGGCAUGACCGCCAUGAGGCAGGAUUCGAUGGAUCUGGAUAUGCAAUUUUCUAAUACCCAUACAUGGAAUCGAACAAGAGCCUCCUGGGAAAAAGACAGAAUUGAUGUGAACAGUAUUUUACAUGUGAGCUAA
Ctenocephalides felis (cat flea) is the source of this 1178-nucleotide messenger RNA. Its product is annotated as ALX homeobox protein 1-like. The transcript has 8 exons. Lineage: Eukaryota; Metazoa; Arthropoda; Insecta; Siphonaptera; Pulicidae. The record is from RefSeq and is a predicted model, not a curated record. Bases 396 to 1178 code for a protein of 260 amino acids. Gene Ontology annotation, molecular function: RNA polymerase II transcription regulatory region sequence-specific DNA binding; DNA-binding transcription factor activity, RNA polymerase II-specific. Gene Ontology annotation, biological process: regulation of transcription by RNA polymerase II.